Molecule: messenger RNA, 4377 nt
Organism: Drosophila busckii
Lineage: Eukaryota; Metazoa; Arthropoda; Insecta; Diptera; Drosophilidae
Gene: cyst
Product: rho guanine nucleotide exchange factor 18
Exons: 3
Coding region: 340-4347 (1335 amino acids)
Biological process (GO): regulation of Rho protein signal transduction
Molecular function (GO): guanyl-nucleotide exchange factor activity
Source: RefSeq, a predicted model, not a curated record
GUCUGAACGGUCACCCAAAAGCAAAACGCGAACGCUAAAUCCCCACAAAAAAAUGUGUCUCAAAUAGUUUUAAACGUGCAAAAUCUCAAUAAAUUAGGCUUCUUUUAGUUUAUAAAUCAAAAAGCAGUAUUCUCCAAACCGUCGCAUUGCUAUUUGCAUUUUGCAAUUGCUUUACCAACGCCCCAACGCCUUUUGUAUUGUGUACGCUGUUCUUGUUGUUGUUGCGUCCACUUGUUUUCAGAAUUGUGCAAGGACGCUGUUGUUGUCCUCGACAGGCAAAAGCGCAACAAUUAGAAGGCGCAACAAGGCGGAUAACGGCGUAAGAUACCAAAACGUAAUAUGGACAGCGAACACAAUGCAACAGCGAAUUCAUCUGGAGCAGCUGAUGAGAAUGACAGCGACAAUGAUGUGGUUACUGAUUUUUUAAACUCAAACUGCAGCGACGUGUCAGCAGCCACAGCAGCUCCCAUUACUAAUGGCUCAGCUGGAGUCUCAGCCAAAAUUCUCAAUGCUACGCCGCGCGUCACUGUCGAGAGUCAAAACUAUUGUAUACCUGUUAUCAAUGCACCUGUAACUGUUGCUGCGCAUAGCAGCAGCAGCAGCAACAUCAACAACAAUAUAAGCAACAACGCCAGCAAUAACAAUAACAACAUGAUACCCACUAUCAAUGUCACGCCCCACAGCCCAGCCUCGGCCUCCAAGUACAACAAUAUUUUCGAGGACACGCUCAGCCAGCUGCAGAACAUACGCGAGACGGUGCAACAAAUGAAAAACUCCUCCUCGAGCCAACAACAUCAGGAUGGCCUUGCCAACUAUGGAUUGCUAAAUGCAGCUUUACUUAGCACAUCGCUGCCUGAUCUCAGCAAUGCUGGCAAUGGUGGCACUGGCGGUCCUGGCGGCGUGGGCGUCAUGUGGUCUGCAGCGCCACAACAAUGUCUGCUGCUGCAUACAGAUCGACGCAAGUCCUGGACGGCUGUGGAUGACAGCGCUGCGGGCGACUGCACCAACAAGAGCGUAAGCUUAUCCAGCCUGGAUAGCGAGGAGCAGGAAACCAUACGCGUCACUGAGCAGCGUCGUCGCUCCGCACGCAACAGCACUGGCGGUAUUUCAACGCAUUCGCUUAACGAGGCGGAGCUGGCGCGAGAUUUCGAGCGAAUUGCAGCGAAGCGUAGUCUGGCCACAGAGAUAAUCAGUCGCAUACCAUUGCAGAAAAGCAUCUCGACAUCCUCGAUUAUCGCCAAGGAGGACAUCAAGGCAAUAGCGCGUCACUUGACGGACAGCGAGGAUGAGAAUCAGAGUCUGUUGCGUUCGCAUGCGAAGAUUGAGGUGUACGACCACGUAGAGAAGCGACCCAAGCGCGGAUCAUUAUUCUUUCGCAAGAAGAAACCCAAGGCCAAGACGAAGUCGCUGGUGGGCGGUGUGCAGCUGCACGACGUGGAGCUGGAGUGCAAUAGGCUGCAGAACAAGAAGCUGGCGUCGGGGCAGGAUUACUGCGAUGGCUCCGAGGAGCAUCAGGAGGAGCAACAGCCGCUUAUACGCGCGGCUGAGCUGCAAUUUCUCAAUGAGCCGCCCAUAGAAGCGCAAGACUUGGGCGCCGAUCCAGCGCUGGGCAUAGUGCUGCUCGAGCCGGACAGCUGGACGCCCAAUGUGCCCAAGGAGCAGUUGAAGCAGCUGAAGGAGCUGCAAAUUAAACGACAGGAGCACAUCUAUGAGUUCAUUAUGACGGAGAAGCAUCACUGCCAGACUCUAAUAGUCAUGCGCAAAGUAUUUGUGGAAAGUCUGGAGCGGCAUUUUCCCUCGCUGAACAUACACAGCAUGUUUCCACGCCUGCAGCAGCUAACGGAGCUGCACACUUGCUUCUUGAGAAUGCUGCGGCAGAAGCAGCGCGAGCAGCUCGUGGUGGACAGCAUAGCAGACAUAUUGCUGGACUUUUUCUCGCUGGAGCAGGCGCAGUGUCUGCGCUUGGCCUAUGGCGAGUUCUGUGCCAAUCAUCGCAGCGCCCUGGAGCAGUUCAAGCAGUGCCUGGGCGAGCCCAGCUUUGCCGAGUGGUACAAGCAUUGUCUGCAGAAUCCGCUGCUCAAGAAGAAGGGCAUACCCGAGUGCAUUCUGUUUGUAACCCAGCGUCUAACCAAAUAUCCGCUGCUCAUUGAGCCGCUGCUUAAAAGCGCGCGUGACAAUAAAUUGGAAACGGACAAGCUGCAACAUGCGCUGAACCUGGUCAAGUCGCUGCUGGUGGAUGUGGACGCCUGCGUGGCGGAGAAGGAGCUGCGUGAGCGUCAGUUGGAGAUCUAUGCGCGCAUCGAUGCCAAAUCCUUUGCUAUAUACAAGAACAAGCCGUUUCGCAAAACGGAACUGGGCGUGGAGUCGCGGCGACGCUUGAAGUUCGAUGGACUGGCGACGCUGAUGCAGGGACGCGCCAAGACGCAGCUGGUGCUGGUGGUGGUGCUGACCGAUUGUCUUUGCUUUCUCAGCGAGAACUCGGCGCACAACAAAUACGCGUUCUUUACGCCGGAGCACAAGGCGGGCGUCGUGCCGCUGCAGAAGCUGCUGAUACGCGAAAAAGCGGGCACCGAGUCGCGUGGCAUUUACAUCAUCAGCUCCAAUCCCGACUUUCCCGAAAUGUAUGAGCUCAAAGUGCAAACGCCCAAGGACAAACACACUUGGAUACAAACUAUACGCCAAGCGGUGCUCGACUGUCCGGCUACGGAUAUAAUUGAAGCGGAAGCGCUGACGGCGGAGGAGAAACUGCGCAUUGGCGUGAACAAGCGUGAGACUAUAGAGAAGAUGCGGCAAAAGGACAUCGAGCAGGCGCUGCUGCUGGAGGAGAAGCUUAUGCUGCAAUUCAAUCUGCUCAAGCAGCAGCAACCUUUCGGCGAUGUGGCCACCAAUGCCAAUGGCAGCGCUGCCAAUUUUCUGGCCGCCUUUGGCAGCUACAAGGAGCUGGUCAGCAGCGACUGCGACACCUUCGAGCUCUGGCGACGCGUGCUCAACACUGUGCAGGACAUCAGCCAGCUGGCGGCCAGCAUCUAUAGCGCCGCCACUGGCCAGCCCGUCUCCCGCACUGUCAGCAGCGUGGGCGAGAAGCAGAGCGUGCUCUAUGCCUCGCCAACGCUGCCGAAGCGCGCCGAGACUUUCGCUGGCUUCGAUGAGAAACGUGGCAAGCUGCCGGCUGGCAAGCUAGUGUUGACGCCGCGCCUGCAAGAGCUGGAGGAGAAGCGUGAGCUGAAGACGUGCAACGAAGCGACGCAGCCGCCGCAGCAGCUGCAGCUGCAUGCCAGCACGCUGCCGCCAGGUGGCGUUAGCAAGGAGCACAACUAUGCCGUGUUGCAAGUCUCGCAUCAUCUGCAUACGCUGCUCUGCAUCAUUUCGCAGCAGCUGACCUGCAUCCACAGUCUGCAGCUGCAGCUGGCGUUGUAUAGAGAAACGGCUAGAAGCACGAGCGGCGCCAGCGCCAGUUAUACGCACAAGGAUCAGCUGGAGGAGCUGCGCAAUUUGCAGGACAAGCUGCAAGAAGAAAAAACCGUUUGGCUACGCCAGAAGCAGCAACAGAUGGAUGAGCUGGCGGAAAUGCGUGCGCAGCAGCUGCAGCUGCAACAGCAAAUCAAGGCCGAGCAGGAGGAUGUGCGUCAGCAGCGUGAGCAGCUCUAUCGCAAAAUGGAGCUGCUCAGCAGUCAGGGCUUGCUGCUGUCGCCCAGCACGCCGCUGCCUGCGCUGGCGCCUGUAGCGCUGCCCGAGGAGGCCCACGAGCUGGACACGCCCACAGCAACAACGCCCACCACAACAGCUGGCGGCGGCGGCGGCGUCGGCACUACCUCAACCAUGGAUCGUCGCAAGGACAAAUGGCUCAAUAGCGCAGCCAGCAACAAAACGCCGCCAGUGCAUCUGAUGAGCGCCAAUAAUGCGCCCAAGCUCAACUCAACGCUUGUCAAACAAAAGCUGCCCAUGAAGCUCUCCUCGCUCUCCUCAGCCAAUGCGCGUGUGGACAAGUCCGCCAGCUUUAGCAACAGCGGCGCUGCAGCCGCCACAGCCAGCAGCGGCAUACAGCAGCUGUUUCCAUUGAAGCUAGCCGACAAGCAGCGCACGCCCCAAACGAUGCCCACGUCGACAGCGACGCCUACGCCGCAGCAUUCGCGCACCGGCAGCUCGCCUGCAAUAAUACAGCAGACGACAACAACAACAACAAGCACGCCUAGCUCGCAGCCACAGUACAGUUAUAGUGCUGCGCAGUCGCGGCUAGCGCAGACGCCCACUAGCAGUCGCAGCGCUACUAUGGCGACAACUGCAGCAGCGCAGUCGCGCUCAGCUGGGCCUCGUGCCAAAGCUGAGGAGGAAGAGAUUUACUUCUGACGCAAAUUUACGCCAGAAGUUGAAAUCUAA